AUGACAGCAAACAAGAGUGACAAAAAUACAGUCCACUGUUGUGGUAAGGGAGCCAGAGAUGCCCUGGAAAAGUGCCAGACAGUUUCUUUGCCACCACCUGCACCUGCUGCAAAGGUGUCUUCUUAUUCUGUGAGUGACAGUGAAGACCUGUGUCAGCAGCGUCAGAACAACCAGCCGAUCGGUGAAGACAUGUCUUUUCAGUGCAAGAGCCGCACUUCUGACUGCCAUUCCCUCAGACUCUUGAGGACACGUGGUAUUGGUCGCCUAGACAACCGUCUGUCUGUGUUCAAGCCAGUCAGAGGGGACAGCAAAGGGCAAAAAGAAAACCAGUCAGAGGGAAUGUUGCAAGGAGAUAGACAAAGCACUGUGGAGCCAUUGUCUUGUGAGAUACUUUCCCACAGUAGCCUGCCACCAAAGCUGUACCUCAGUCGGCCCAGUUCUCUUUCUGAGCAUCACCAUUCUGAACCUGGCCCAGUGGAUCUCAACAGAGGGAUUCCCAGAUGGGACUACUGUAGGGUGGAGCUACCAAGGAUGAGCCUGUAUGUGGAGAAAAAAGCCCUUGGUGAGAGAGUUGGUGGUAGUGAGGGUUGUCCCAGCCUGUUGUCUUCCCCCUGCAGCGAGAAGACCUUUGAAUUUCAGGACAAAUGCAAGAUGAACACGACCUUCUCUGAUUGUUCAUAUCCAGGCACAGAGGAUGAAGCAGGGUUGGAGACCUGUAGAUUCACAGGCAACUUUGCAAAGAGACCAAGUCAACGUGAGGCUCAAGCCCUGCUCCUACGUUCCCUUGCUGGUCGUUCAGAGGGCUCCGUACUGAGCCGUGUUCAAAAGAUUGAGCAGGCACUAAAAAAUUGUCCCUCACAGCCUCCACAGUUCCCCAGUAGUUGUUAUGCUCCUAAAAAAAACCCAGGUAUUCCAGUCCAGAUAGGUAAGCAUCAUACUUCAGAAUGCAAGGUAAUGAACUCCUUUUCAGGUACUUCUAAGGUGGAUGAGUCCAAACCCAGGCAAAGGAGCCAUUCAGGCGUGACCAGGUUGAAGAGUUCAGAACUGACUUCUUUGGACGUUCUGGGUGAUACAUUGGUAAACCCUAUACCGAAACCCAAACGUACCUUCGAGUAUGAGGCCAACCGCAGCUAUGACAAAACACUGUCAUCUAGCAACAGUCUAUCCCCUAAGAAUCUCUAUGAGGGUCAACCUUUGAUGACCUCCACCCCAGCUGGCCAGAAAACCCGCAGCCAGAAGGCAGUGUGCAGAUUUUACAGAGAAGAUGCUACCAUCCCAUGUGCUACUCAGUUAAACUCAGCUAAAGAACACAGCUCUGUCACCAAAGGAAUACACCAUGACCCAUGUUUUAAAAGGUCUGCAGAGGAAAACACAUAUGAGGACAUACUGGGUAAGUACACAGUGAGGGAUGAUGUGGAGCGUAAUCUUAUCAGUGGUUAUACCGUCAUUGAAAUGCUGGUACAAAGGAUCAGUGCCAUAUUUCGCUCCAAAAGAGGGAAGAAGAGACUGAAGAAGUUAUCCCGGUCCAGUACCGAGACGUCCUCAAACAGAGAUGGCAAGAGUGAGAGCGAGAGUGACUCUGAUGAUCGGUUGAAUGUGAACACACAGAGACUUUUACGUCUGCAGUCUCUGCUGCGGCACACUCCUAGCUACCGGACACUGGAGCUGCAGAUGCUGCACUGGCAAGAGAAGAGAGAGCUUUUUGAGCACUUUGUUGUUGUGUCCCUGAAAAAGAGGCCUCCCAAGAGUUCAUACACACCAGAGAUCAGCUACCAGUUCCCGAAGUUAGAAAGGCUCACCAAACAGAUGAGGGAGGCAGAGCAGCGCCUCAAAGCCAUCCCCCAGUUCUGUUUCCCAGAUGCCAAAGACUGGAUCCCAGUGAUUGAGUACAGCAGUGAGACGUUCUCUUUUGUGCUGACUGGUGAUGAUGGUGGCAGACGGUUUGGUUACUGCAGGAGACUGCUGCCCAGUGGGACCGGGCCGCGCUUACCUGAAGUUUAUUGUGUCAUCAGUCGGUUAGGCUGCUUUGAUCUUUUCUCUAAGAUCCUUGACGAGGUGGAAAAGCGUCUGCGUAUCUCAGCUGCACUUGUCUACCCCUUCAUGAGAUGCAUCAUGGAGUCUCCAUUCCCAGCCCCUGGGAAGACCAUCAAAGUAAAGACUUUCCUGCCUGGUGCUGGGAAGGAGGAGUUAGAGCUGAGACGGCCAGCAGACUCCCGUCUGGAGCACGUGGAUCUGCGGAGUCUGUUCAGCUGUCUCAGUGUACCUCAAGUCGUGCGAGUCUUUGCCUCCCUGCUCCUUGAACGCAGAGUCAUCUUUGUAGCAGACAAGCUGAGUACUUUAUCUAGCUGUGCUCAUGCUGUUCUGGCUCUUCUCUACCCAUUCUCAUGGCAGCAUACCUUUAUCCCUGUGCUGCCUGCCUCCAUGCUGGACAUGGUGUGCUGCCCCACUCCCUUCUUGGUGGGACUCCUUUCUUCCUCCCUGCCCCGACUGCAGCAGCUGCCUCUGGAGGAGACUCUGAUGGUGGACCUAAGAACAGAUUGUUUUAUCAGACAGAUGGAUGAUGAAGCCACAUUGUUGCCAAGGAAACUUCAGGCAGCUCUAGAGCAGGCUCUGGAACAAAGAGAUGACAUCAUCAACCAAGACUCCGACAGUGAGUCAGAGGAUGAUGCUACAUCCUUGAACAACGUGGUGUCUGAAGUUUUUAUCCGCUUCUUUCUGGAGACGGUUGGUCAUUACCCCCUGUUCAUGACGCAGAAUGCCAGUGGAGAACGAUUCUUUCAGAAGGAGGCCUUCCGUAAGGCCGUGGUCUCCAGAAGUGUUCGUCAUUUCCUCGGGAUCUUCAUGGAGUCCCAGAUGUUUGCAGGGUUCAUCCAGGAUCAGGAGCUACGCAAGACAAGGACUAAAGGUUUGUUUGAAGUGCGGGUGGAGCAGUACCUUGAGGAGCUGCCAGAUGCUGACAGAGGAGGUGUUAACAGGUUCCUCAGAGGUCUUGGUAGUAAAAUGAAAUUUCUCCAGAAAAAGAGCUGA
Molecule: messenger RNA, 3027 nt
Organism: Chanos chanos (milkfish)
Lineage: Eukaryota; Metazoa; Chordata; Actinopteri; Gonorynchiformes; Chanidae
Product: suppression of tumorigenicity 5 protein-like
Exons: 17
Coding region: 1-3027 (1008 amino acids)
Biological process (GO): positive regulation of ERK1 and ERK2 cascade
Source: RefSeq, a predicted model, not a curated record